AUGUCGAGUGUCGAGGAACAUUUGGUUGAUAAUGUUUUCGUUUCAGACAUGUUAACUAUAAAAUCGAGUCGUACACUUCAGAUUUGUGAAGCGAAUAUGGCUAGAAAUAAAUCGAAUCCAAAUCUUCUACCUAUUCAUGCAGCUACUUGGCCUUGUGCAUGUGCACGUGACUUACAACUCUACAUCUAUCCAUCCACUACAUUUCAAUACUGGUUCCUUCUAAACAUCCAGCAAGAUAUGCCAGCAAUGGUUCUGGUAGGACAAUGUGGUAAUUCAUACGACAAAGUUAAAUUCGCUUUGGCGUUUAGGCUUUUCGUCGAGAAGAGUAAAAUUUUUCAAGACACCACUGAGAUCGAAUUUCGAGCUGAAGCUCAUUUUAUGGAUGAAAUUGCCACUUACGCGAAAGAGCUGAAAAAUUACCAAGUGGCCGAUGCUGAGGAAUACUAUAUGUUUUAUAUGACUUCUGAACAGAUGUCGAACGCUUUAAAGGAUGCUGAUUAUAUUAUCCCUGAUGAACAAAAAUCAACUGCUCUUUCUGAAGCAUUCAAGAAACGAAUACAGCAUCUUCCAUCAUCAUGUGUGCGUGAAACGUCGACUGGAAAGGUGGUGUCCUAUGAGUUACGCUCGUUCGUUGGAACGAUGGCGGAUCAGUACACCGUGCCAGAAUAUCGUCGAAAAGGGCUUGGACUUGCUGUUGAAAUGACGCUCGCCCAGAAAAUUAUAAGUCUGCAUGAGAUACCAUUCAAGCUGGUACCAUCGUACAUGACUUCAAUUCUUUUCUCGACUCAGGAGUCGCCGUUCUGGACAAUGUGGUCCCGCAACACAUUACCGGUGCGGUAUAUCAUUCAAACAAUCAAGAAAAUUGUUUAG
Angiostrongylus costaricensis is the source of this 870-nucleotide messenger RNA. The record is from the annotation of a GenBank genome assembly. Lineage: Eukaryota; Metazoa; Nematoda; Chromadorea; Rhabditida; Metastrongylidae.